Molecule: messenger RNA, 153 nt
Organism: Racocetra fulgida
Lineage: Eukaryota; Fungi; Glomeromycota; Glomeromycetes; Diversisporales; Gigasporaceae
Source: the annotation of a GenBank genome assembly
AUGGACCCCUCCACGACAACUAAUGCUGCAACUAGCAGCAGGACUACAUUAACUAAUAACAGCAACCAAAUCAAUACAGAACCUGAAACAACUGCUCAACAAGCACACAACAAUACUACCUCUUCCACAAGUACAACACAAAAACUACAGUAA